Coccinella septempunctata (seven-spotted ladybird) is the source of this 1273-nucleotide messenger RNA. RefSeq names its product mediator of RNA polymerase II transcription subunit 30 (gene MED30). Gene Ontology annotation, molecular function: transcription coregulator activity. The transcript has 3 exons. Gene Ontology annotation, cellular component: mediator complex. NCBI's taxonomy places the organism in Eukaryota, Metazoa, Arthropoda, Insecta, Coleoptera, Coccinellidae. The record is from RefSeq and is a predicted model, not a curated record. Gene Ontology annotation, biological process: positive regulation of DNA-templated transcription. The coding region runs from base 220 to 1110 and encodes 296 amino acids.
UAUUUGAUCUUUUGUUGUUCCAUGUUGACGUCUAUGGUUUAAAUUGACAAACUCGAGUCGUCCAGCAUAGUCCUAAGUCAGCUAACCUUUCAGAAAAAACGAUUAGAGUUCUGUUUCCAUCUCCUCCUCCUCCUCCUCCUCAUCAUCAUCCUCAAUUUCAGCUGGAAAUACACUAAUUUUGAGGAAUCUUGAAAUAUUUAAUUAUUUUUGAAUAUCACAAUGGCAGGACCACCCCACCAUUACAUGACCAAUAUGAAUAACCCUCAAACCAAUCAGUUGAGAAACCCUUUUGUUCAAAGCCCUAUGCAAAAUCAACUAGGCUCAAAUAUGCCAAUGCAAAUGGCAAAUUCUAUAGGCGCUCAAAUGUCCCAAGGCAUGAUGUCCCCAAUGUCUUCUUCACUUGGUAAUCAAAUGAGUGCCGGAAUUGGUAGUGGUAAUCAAAUGUUAACUCAGAUGAAUCAACAAUAUAAUAUGAAUGCUGGAAACCAAAUGACACAGCCCCCAAAUAAUCUACAAAUCGGAAAUGGUGGAAUGGAAUUUUCCAACAUGCAUACUGUCCAACAGCCUCAGCAAACAGCAAUGCAGCCAAAUCCAGGGGUAGUUGCCACACCUCCCGUGCAAGUACAGCAGCAACAGCAAUCCAAAGAAUUCAAUACUGCUUCACUUUGUCGAAUUGGUCAGGAAACUGUUCAGGAUAUAGUGAGUAGGACACAGGAGGUUUUCCAAACUUUGAAAGCUAUGCAGCCACCCAAUGGUACCUCAGCUUCCACAAAUACCAGUAAUGAAAAGAAAGUCAAAGUACAAGAACAACUCCGCACAAUUCGCGUAUUGUUCAAAAGACUUCGUUUGAUUUUCGAGAGGUGUAAUGAAAAUUGCCAGAUACAGGGGAUGGAAUACACUCAUAUUGAAAGUUUGAUUCCUUUCAAAGAUGAAAUGGAUCCCAAACAUGAUGAAAAGAAAAACACUGAAGCAUACAGAUUAGCUUGCCUUGAGAGCAAGGAGGUAAUGGAACAAGUUGUUCUAAAAAAUAAACAACUGAAAGAAGUGAUCGAUCAGUUACGUCGAAUCAUAUGGGAAAUUAAUACUAUGCUGACAAUGAGAAGAUCAUAAUUUUAUUUUUCCCCAUUAGGAGGUUUUUUUAUGACCGACUUAAAUUUCAAAUUCAAUUCAGUAGAUUUCACCCAUAAUUGCAAAACCUUAGCGCCUAUAGGGAUUAUUGAAGAACAUGGGUGUUGUUUGCUGGGAUGUUACCUAUCAUUGAUGAAGUAGUAGA